GAGGCUUGAAUUUAUCAGCUGAAAACUUAGUAUACCUGUGUGAGUAGUCAAGUUGCAAAAGUUUUGCAACAGUUAAGAUUGUACGAAGGGAAACUACUCAACAAGUUUGUCGAGCUUUUCUAACAAAGAGCUCAACGAGGGGCUGGACAAGACACACCUUGCUUUUAUGAUAAAUUUAAAUUUAUGAAAGUACUAGGAUGUACAUUUUAAACGAGGUAGGAAAUCUAAAGUGUUUCUGACAGUGGCAGGUCUUGUUAAACAGUAUUCCUUCAUGGAACUCUUCAAAGUUGAAAAGUUGUUUUUAUUGUCCGGCCAUUCUUUCUGGUCCUAAAAACAAAGUGUUGAGGAAAUCCAGUGAUGGAUUUAGUGGUUGCUAUAGCAAUUGGGGUGUUGAGUGCAGUGUUCCUUGGUGCUCUGUUAGCUCUGGUGUUUGUAUGCCGGCAAAGAUGUCGCCGUCCAGAUUUCAUCACAGAACAACAUAAAGAGACUCGGCCUGAUGUUCAGUUGAUAGGCUCUGCAGAUGGAAUAUCACAGCUUGCAUCAGAUGUUGAAAUGGAUGAUGUCCAGUUUAAUCCACAUUUGGAAGAAAUUUUGGAUAACGAGCAGUGGGUGGAUGAUGCAACAGGGCUGAUCCCACAUUGCCUGUCAAUUCUGAAGACAUGUCACCAUCUUACAGAAAAAUUAGUUGGAAUGACUAUGGGAAAUGCACAGAACAUACGCACACAAGAGACACAGACAGACCUUGUGACCAUUGCUAAGCGCAUUUCCCCUCGAGUGGAUGAAGUAGUCAAAUCAAUGUACCCACCAUUAGAUCCCAGGCUUCUGGAGGCAAGAUGUACUGCUCUUGUGCUGUCGGUGAGUCAUCUGGUCUUGGUGACAAAAAAUGCAUGCCACAUGUCAGGAGUGCUGGAUUGGAUUGAUCAGUCAUUAGCUGAUGUUGAAGAUCACUUGAGAGUGCUAAGGGAAGCAAGCAUAGCCUGUGAGAUGAACAGACUAUCGCUGUUUAACUUGAAUGCAAGCAACCAAGGCCCAGGAUCCAACAUUCUCAGCAUAUCAGAACAAACUGCCAUCAUCACUACACCUGUUAUCCAUAACGACAUGUCUCAAGUGUGAUUCAUUUUGCUGGUGUUAUCUUGUGAUGACUCAACGUGCCAAGGCCAUAUGAUAAAUGAUGAUACAGCCAAGAACCAUUGAAUAUUGUCUGUGCAUCUGGUACUCCUUUGAAAGAUUUCCUGGUUGUACUCAUUGGUGUUUUGGCAAGAAUCAGUCCACAUUUUGGAAUCAACAUUCAUGCUGUCAACUUCACUAUUUCAGAAUGUACUUGCUCAACAGGGAUAUUAUUCUUACCUAUUUUUGGAUCAAAUAUUCUUCAUCGUCAUGUCUCAAAAGAUCUUCAUAUCCAUCACUUCAAGUUUGCAACUAAUAUCUACAGCAUCACCUAUGGUAAGAUUUGUAAUACACACUUGAACCUAUAAUCUUUGGAAAUAUAACAUUGCACCAGAGGAGUUAAACGCUUAGAUUUAGUUUAUUCCUUGCUACUUCUUGUGGAGCAUAGAGCCACAACAAUUCCAGGAGACCUGGUUUUGCGCAGCCUUCCUCAUUUGGGCCCAUGUGGUUCCAGUAUCCUUUGCCUCGCUCUCUACUGUUCCAAGUCUGCUUUGGCCUCCCAACUCUUCUCCAGUCAAGCGCCUACCAGGCAAUGGUGUCAACAGGUUUGCGCAUAGAGUGUCCUAUCCAGCCCCACUAAACUUUAACAUAUCUUGAGUCAGUGGGCUAACUUUGCAUGAGUUGUCAGUAGAUUGAAUGAUAUUUUGCAGUAGAUAUCUGAAUGUUAAACUGAUUACAAGUGAUAAAUACCAGUUUUAGUCCCAAGUAUAACUUUUUAAACAAAGUUGAAUCUUUAGUACUACAAGAAGAGAAUAUUUACCAUAAGUAGUUAACCUUUUUUUUUCAAAAUCAAGUCCACCAGAAACACUAGUUAUGGAAAUUCCUUAAUCACCAUUGCCUAAUGUUUUCCUCCACAUCCUGUCUCUCCUGGCAUCAAGGUUUCUUUACAAAUAUAUUAUUAACAAAGAAGCAAGUCUUUGCGUGAAGUUUUCUUUAAUCUUUACUGUCAGUACAGGACUAUUUGUAAAAGAAGGGAUUGAAGGCUGCUUUCCGUUGUCUUGAUUGUCACUCUACCACCCAUCCAAGUCCCCUCGUUUAGUCUCGAUCUCGUAUCUACUCUUCCACCACUCCUGCUUUCUACCCUUCAUCCUCAAUUUUCAUUGAUGCUACUACCUUCACUUUGCUUGUGAUAAAAACUCUUGUUUGAGACAAUGCAAAAUAAAGGGAUCAUUCUUCUGUACUCUGGCUUUCUAAAAACUUAUCUAAAAGAUGGUUGUCUUUACUGUUGUUGUUUUACCUAAUAUCUCCACAUGCUCAGCUGUGUAAGUACAGUGGGAGGGACUAGUCAUGUUUGACUCAUUCUUGGUUAGAUUGUGGCCUUUGUUGGAUAAAGUAAACGUGCAUGGCAUAUUCGAUUUAGUUUUUUAUGCAUUUCUAUCUAUAACUUUGAGCAAAGCUUGAUUUAAAAUAAUUUAGAAAGACCUUUAUAAAAUUGUGGAUUUUUGUGAAUGUAAGGCAAAUUUGCAUAAAAAUUUUUAAGUAAAUGAACUGAUAAGCAUGCAGGAAGUGUCCAGGUAAAAAUAGGUGAGCACAAAUCAAAAUAAUGAUUUUAUUGACACUUAAAUAUGAAUAGGUGCAAAACUACUCAAUAUUUAACAUUAUUUACCUAUUAUGCUUUUAAGUGUACUUAAUUGUUGUAUUUUGCUAAAUUGUAGUAUAACAAUGGCAUUCACAAAUAUUUAUUCUGAGAAAUCAAAAUACUCGGUGAAAUCAGUAACUGAUACAGCCCUACAGUAAAUCAACACAACCAGGAAAUUACACACUGCUCACCAAACCUAAGCCAUUGACAAAAUGUUAAGUGGUUAAAGGGAGAAAAUCCCAUUAGGCUAUAAACAUCUUGUCUGCUGCCAAGUUUUCUCUUGAAUGUUUGUUGGUGUAUUGUGGUCCUUGUGAGAAGAGAACUUCUAUGACUUAUACGACCGGUCUUUUGUGGAAAUAGUGACUGUUUUCAUUCGAAGAUUGGACCCACUGGGGUUUUAGUUAAUGGAAGAGUUUUUUUUUUUCUCUUUAAAACUGUAUAAUUUAGCACAGAGGGUUAAAGUACAUAUCUUUUGUAUCCUGCAUAGUGAUUUCUUUAUAUUUCAGCUUAUGGAUAUCCAUCUUCAUAAUAACCAAUCUUUUUUUUUCUCAUUAGGAAGAAAUUCUGUGUAUGCAUCUUUUUCACAUGUUCUGUGAAUUUGAGAUCUUGUAGACAGGAAAA
This is a messenger RNA of Pomacea canaliculata, 3367 nucleotides long. RefSeq names its product transmembrane protein 98-like. The coding region runs from base 358 to 1113 and encodes 251 amino acids. Gene Ontology annotation, cellular component: endoplasmic reticulum. Lineage: Eukaryota; Metazoa; Mollusca; Gastropoda; Architaenioglossa; Ampullariidae. The record is from RefSeq and is a predicted model, not a curated record. The transcript has 8 exons.